CGGCGCGGUACGCGUCGGCCGCGGGGGGAGGGGAGAGGAUUGAGGAGGGGGCGGGAAUUCCCGACGCGAGGCCGGAGCUGUGCUGGUGCGAUGUAGAGAGACCCUCGCGAGGUCUGAGUCACUGGAGCUACCACGAACACCAUGGGGCCCUGGGGGGAGCCAGAGCUCCUGGUAUGGCGCCCAGAGGCAGUAGCUUCAGAGCCCUCAAUGCCAGUGGGACUGGAGGUGAAGCUGGGGGCCUUGGUGCUGCUCCUGGUGCUCACCCUCCUCUGCAGCUUGGUGCCUGUCUGUGUGCUGCGACGUCCAGGCACUAACCAUGAAGCCUCAGCUUCCAGCCAGAAAGUCCUAAGCCUCAUAAGCUGCUUUGCAGGAGGAAUCUUUUUGGCUACUUGUCUUCUGGACCUGUUACCUGACUACCUGGCUGCCAUAGAUGAGGCCUUGGCAGCCCUGCAUGUGACGCUCCAGUUUCCCCUGCAAGAGUUCAUCCUGGCCAUGGGUUUCUUCCUGGUCUUGGUGAUGGAGCAGAUCACACUGGCUUACAAGGAGCAGUCGGGGCCACUGCAUCGGGAAGAGACAAGGGCUCUGCUGGGAACAGUGAAUGGUGGGCCUCAGCAUUGGCAUGAUGGACCAGGGGUUCCCCAGGCAAGCGGAGUUCCAGCAGCUCCCUCAGCCCUGCGUGCCUGUGUACUGGUCUUCUCCCUAGCCCUGCACUCAGUGUUUGAGGGCCUGGCUGUGGGGUUGCAGAGGGACCGGGCCCGGGCAAUAGAGCUCUGCCUAGCUUUGCUGCUCCACAAGGGUAUCCUGGCAGUUAGCCUGUCCUUGCGGCUGCUCCAGAGCCACCUACGGGUGCAGGUGGUAGCUGGUUGUGGGAUCCUCUUCUCCUGUAUGACACCUCUGGGUAUUGGGCUGGGUACAGCUCUGGCAGAGUCAGCUGGGCCCCUGCAUCAGCUGGCCCAGUCUGUGCUGGAGGGCAUGGCGGCUGGCACCUUCCUGUAUAUCACCUUCCUGGAAAUCCUACCCCAGGAGCUGGCCACUUCCGAACAGAGGAUCCUCAAGGUCAUUCUGCUUCUAGCAGGCUUUGCCCUGCUCACUGGCCUGCUCUUUGUCCAAAUCUAAGGUGCUUCAAGAGAAGGGCAGGGGAGGUUGACUAUUAGGUGCCCCUGUCCUCCCUGCCCUCUUCCAGUUUGUGGGACAUAGGAAGGAAUGGGGAACGGAAAUAGUGAAGACUAAAGAGUUCUCUGAGAGGUAGAGAUGGAACAUUUGGGACUAUAAUUAAUGAGGAGGAAGUGGGCAAGGAAGAGGCUAGCCUCGGGCCCAAAGAGUAAGAGAUGGUCAAGUUACUAGAGACAUAAUCAGGGCACAUUAAGAUUGAGGCAGACUGUUAGAAUCAGAGGUCAGAUACUACACCUAAGAGAUAAGCUGACAGAAAAGGCUGGAGGUCAGCAGACAUCUGCCCUGGGGUAAUGUUAUAGGGAAGACAUAGACCAAAGUCAGCAUCAUGUUAGUUCUAGCCCAUUUCAGCACGCUGCCAAUUGAAGUGGAUCCUCCUAUCAUCUUGCUUCCUACUGAUAUCUCUUUUUUUCUUCUUUUCUACCAAGGGACUAGUGCCAAAUGGUCUCUCUCUGUGCCAGUUUUCAUAACUUCUCUGGCCUCUCCUAUCCUGCUCACUCACAUUUUUAAAGUGCCAAACACCAUCUGCUCCUUUUCUGAAAGCACAGUGAUGUGGCACUGGGCUCUGCCUAGCAUCUCAGUAUUGGAGACUUGUUCUAUAUUUUGGUUCCACAAUCUGAGGUGGGGCAGAAAUGUUUGCUGAACUGAUCU
Molecule: messenger RNA, 1821 nt
Organism: Nannospalax galili (Upper Galilee mountains blind mole rat)
Lineage: Eukaryota; Metazoa; Chordata; Mammalia; Rodentia; Spalacidae
Gene: Slc39a1
Product: solute carrier family 39 member 1
Exons: 4
Coding region: 142-1116 (324 amino acids)
Biological process (GO): zinc ion transmembrane transport
Cellular component (GO): plasma membrane
Molecular function (GO): zinc ion transmembrane transporter activity
Source: RefSeq, a predicted model, not a curated record